Colletotrichum destructivum is the source of this 252-nucleotide messenger RNA. RefSeq lists its product as uncharacterized. The transcript has a single exon. The record is from RefSeq and is a predicted model, not a curated record. NCBI's taxonomy places the organism in Eukaryota, Fungi, Ascomycota, Sordariomycetes, Glomerellales, Glomerellaceae. The coding region runs from base 1 to 162 and encodes 53 amino acids.
AUGAGAAAUGGAACAACUGUGAUGGCGUUUUCACUCAUUUUGUGUUGCGAGGGCCAUGAUUUGCUGCAAAGCCUACAGUCCCAACGGGCAAGUAACAGGUUAUCCGAUCGCUUGUCAGAGACCAGGCGGUCACCCGCACAAGCGAUGGAGCGUUUGAUUUAAGGGGCCAAAGUCGGCACAAUAUCGAACUGGCCCCUUGCCGUUCUUCCGAUAUCCCAUUCUAGGCCGUCUUGACCUGGAGCAUGGCGUUCG